Molecule: messenger RNA, 2871 nt
Organism: Morone saxatilis (striped sea-bass)
Lineage: Eukaryota; Metazoa; Chordata; Actinopteri; Moronidae
Product: ubiquitin carboxyl-terminal hydrolase 20-like
Biological process (GO): protein deubiquitination
Molecular function (GO): cysteine-type deubiquitinase activity; zinc ion binding
Source: RefSeq, a predicted model, not a curated record
AGUAGUCUUCACCGUUACUGAAUGAACUCCAUAUUGCUCUUCUAUAACUCCUAUAACAUAUUUGAAGAAAUUGACCAGAAAUAACUAACAGCUAACGAGAUACAAUCAAUGAAAAUAUAUAAUUAAAACAAUAUUUGUCAGGCUGACGUCUCCGUGUUGUUGCUCCCUCCCCUCGGCCCUGCGUCGUGCCGUGCCGUGCCGUGCAGUGCCGUGCAGGACCGUGCGGUGGAUGGGAGGGGGAGUUGUUUGGGGGGUGUCGGGCCGGGGUAUCGCGUCUGUCGGCUCGGCUCCUCGGUGUUGAGCUAGCAUACUUGUCGCCUGCCCGCAUCCAGUAUGGAUAGUGCACAAGAAGAAUGAAGAAUAGCGAUUACCGUCGUGGCAGCUGCUUCUGUUGUUGUUUUUUUGUUUUGUUAUUACUGCCCUGUCAAAUUAGCAGACGUCCCCCUGAAGAGAGUUAGCAGCUAUGGCCGAACAAGACAUUUGUCCUCACCUGGACUCCAUAGGAGAGGUCACCAAGGAGGACCUCCUCCAGAAAUCAAAGGGAACUUGCCAGUCUUGUGGUGCAGGGGGCCCAAACCUGUGGGCCUGUCUGCAGAAUGACUGCCCAUAUGUUGGUUGUGGAGAGUCCUACUCUGAUCACAGCACCAUGCAUUCACAGGCCAAGAAGCACAACCUGACUGUGAACCUGACGACGUUCAGGAUCUGGUGUUAUGUGUGUGAGCGGGAGGUGUUUUUGGAGCACAGGCCUGCGCUGGUGCCUGUACCUGCUGCACCCCACCACUGUAAAGCCACAGAGCAGGAAGCUGCUCCUCAGCCAGUAGGUCACCCACUAAAAGCCGUACCAAUUGCUGUGGCAGAAGAAGAAGGUUCGGAGUCAGAGGAGGAUGAGCUUAAACCCAGAGGCUUGACAGGAAUGAAAAAUAUUGGAAACUCCUGCUACAUGAACGCAGCUCUUCAAGCCUUGUCCAACUGUCCUCCUCUCACUCAGUUCUUCCUGGACUGCAGUGGAUUGGUCCGGACCGAUAAGAAACCUGCUCUCUGUAAGAGCUAUCAGAAACUCAUCUCAGAACUCUGGCAUAAAAAACGGCCCAGCUAUGUCGUCCCUACCAGUCUGUCUCAUGGCAUCAAACUAGUAAACCCCAUGUUUCGUGGUUACGCUCAGCAGGUAGGGGCAAGCACCCAGCAGGACACCCAGGAGUUCCUGCGUUGUCUGAUGGACCAGUUACACGAAGAGCUGAAGGAGCCUCUGACAGAGUGCAGCAUGAGCGGAGAGGGAAGUGAUGGGGAGGAGAUAAGAGAUGGAGAACGCUCCCCAUCUGAGGAUGAAUUCCUAUCCUGCGACUCGGGCUCAAGCAGUGACCGGGGGGAGGGAGGAGGACUGGGUGACGGUGAGCUGCUCCUGCAGGAUGAGUGUGAUGGCGUCAGGCCACCAGCAGUAGGGGUGGUGGGCGUCAGUACUGGCGGGGUGAUCUCAGAGAAGGAGAGGCUGAAAGAAAGGAGGGUGUCUGGCUCACCCCUACGUGGAGGCUCGCAAGAGAUGGAUGAGGACGCUGAUGUGGAUACAGCAGCUGAAGAGGGGGUUACUGAGAGGGGAGAGGAAGAGGAGUUAACGCCAACCGCAAACACCGAGGUCCAAAACCAAGAGAACAACCAGUUAACUGCUACUGGGCAAGGGCAAACCCAGAGCAACAACUCCUCAGAGCCAGACAAUGAAGUGUCCAUGACCCAGACCCAGUCCACUCCCUGCAGUCCUGUGCGAACCCUUCAGGAGCUGCAUCCCAAACUGUCCUCCAGUCCACCUCGCUCCAGCCCGCUCCGCUCUGCAGGACCUGCGUACUCUUUCAAAAAAGCUCAGCUGCUGCUCAGUGCCAGGAAGAAGAAACAGUCUCACUAUCGCAGUGUGAUCUCUGACAUCUUUGAUGGCUCUAUCCUCAGUCUGGUCCAGUGUUUAACCUGUGACAGGGUCUCUACUACAGUGGAAACCUUUCAAGACCUGUCUCUCCCUAUUCCUGGUAAAGAGGACCUGGCAAAGCUUCACUCCUCUAUACAUCAGAACCUCCCAGUCAAGACGGGCGUGUGUCCCGACACGUACAGCUCGCAGGGCUGGAUCUCCUACAUCAUGGACUCCAUACGCCGGUUCGUAGUCUCAUGUAUCCCCACUUGGUUUUGGGGCCCCAUGGUAACCCUAGAGGACUGCCUGGCCGCCUUCUUUGCUGCAGACGAACUCAAAGGGGACAACAUGUACAGCUGUGAGCGAUGUAAAAAGUUGAGAAAUGGGGUGAAAUAUUGCAAAGUGCUUAGACUUCCUGAGAUUCUGUGCAUUCACCUAAAGCGCUUCCGGCACGAAGUCAUGUAUUCUUUCAAGAUUAGCAGCCAUGUAUCUUUCCCAUUGGAGGGCCUUGACAUGCGACCUUUCCUGGCUAAAGAGAGUCCAUCCCAAGUCACCACUUACGACCUGCUGUCAGUCAUUUGUCACCAUGGCACUGCAGGAAGUGGACACUACAUAGCUUACUGUCAGAAUGUGAUCAAUGGCCAGUGGUAUGAGUUUGAUGACCAGUAUGUCACAGAAGUCCAUGAAACAGUGGUGCAGAAUGCAGAGGCCUAUGUGUUGUUCUAUAGGAAAAGUAGUGAGGAGUCUGUGAGAGAGAGGCAGAAGGUCGUGGCUCUGGCCAAUAUGAAGGAGCCCAGCCUGCUGCAGUUUUACAUCUCCAGAGAAUGGCUGAACAAAUUCAACACCUUCGCCGAACCAGGCCCCAUCAGCAACCACACAUUUCUUUGUCAGCAUGGAGGGAUCCCUCCUAAUAAAUACCACUACAUUGAUGAUCUGGUUGUGAUUGUUCCCCAGAAUGUGUGGGAGUACCUUUACAACAG